AUGGUGGCCACAAAGAAGAGGAAAAAGUCACUUGAGUCGAUCAACUCUAGGCUCCAAUUCAUUAUGAAAAGUGGAAAUUGCAAGUACAUACUGGGGUACAAGCAGACUCUGAAAAUGAUCAGACACGGCAAAGCAAAACUGGUCAUCCUGGCCAACAACUGCCCGGCUUUGAGGAAAUCUGAGAUAGAAUACCACGCCAUGUUGGCCAAAACUGGUGUCCAUCACUACACUGGCAAUAAUAUUGGAUUGCGCAUAGUAUGUGCGAAAUACUACGGAGUAUGUACCCUGGCUAUCAUUGAUCCAUGUGAUUCUUAUAUCAUUAGAAGCAUGCCAGAACAGAGUGGUGAAAAGUAA
This is a messenger RNA of Nyctereutes procyonoides (raccoon dog), 354 nucleotides long. RefSeq names its product 60S ribosomal protein L30-like. The record is from RefSeq and is a predicted model, not a curated record. Gene Ontology annotation, molecular function: RNA binding; structural constituent of ribosome. NCBI's taxonomy places the organism in Eukaryota, Metazoa, Chordata, Mammalia, Carnivora, Canidae. The transcript has 2 exons. Gene Ontology annotation, cellular component: cytosolic large ribosomal subunit. Bases 1 to 354 code for a protein of 117 amino acids.